AAUCAAUGGCCACGAUUUAUACCCAAUUAUAUUCAAAACCUUCAAAAUUCAUCCUUCAACUCCCUCCCUUCCUUCUUUGCCACUCCACCACCACCACCACCACCCACAUCUCCUCCUCUUCCUCCUCCUAACCACCUUUCCUUUUCUUUCUAACUAAUUAUAAUAUAUAUAGCACUCUCUCCCAUUUGCAUCCAUUGCCUAUCUCUCUCUCUCUCUCCCCCCACUUUUGUUUUUUAAUUUCUCUCUCUAAAACUGCUUUCUGUUUCUGUUACUGUUUCUCUAACGGUUUUUCACUUCCCCUGGCGGGAAACACACAUCUUUCCGAAAGAUUUUGCUGUCGUGUUACUGCCCCGUUUUCUCUCACUACUCCCAACCAAUAACUUGCAUCCACGUGUUGAAAAAGACAGAUGAGCUCGCCAGAACGAACACGAUUGGUUCUCACAAAUUACCCAUCAUCAUUUGGUAAGUACCAGAUUUAGGAGCCGGCUGGCGUGUGUUUAUAUAUAUAUAUAUGCUGUAAAGAAGCUUCAUCUCUCUCUCUCUCUCUCUAUAUAUAUAUAUAUAUAAAGAAAUGGAGAAAACAGAAUCACCACCGUCCGAUUCAAAAACAGCUGCACAAUCACCACCGUCCCAUUCAAAAACAGCUGCACAAUCACCACCGUUUGAUUGCCAUCAAGCAAGCGAUCACGAUCAAUUCGCUUCCAGUUUCACCUCUCUCUACCACUCGAUUUUCCCGCCAAAACCUUCACAGCUCCCGAACUCGCUCUCUUUCACCCCCUCCACCAACGCCUCGCCUUCCUCCUCCUCCGCCGCAGAUGAAAUCUCCACCGAGAACCGCCUCCGCCAAGCUCAACUGAUUCUCGAGUACCAGGACCUAUGCGAGCACUACAAUCUCUCUCUCGCGCGCCUUCAAACCCUAACUAAUGAACUCGAGUUAAUUCGUCGAGAAAAUGCAGAUCUCAGAGCAGCAAAUAGUGAGCUUGUCAAGCUUAUCAGUCUCUCUUCUGAAUCCGUGAUGCAACAUCAGAACCGUACUUUUGGAAACAAUCGUGAUGGUGCAUUUGAGAGAAGGAAUAAUGCUAAUAACGUGGAGAGAGAGAGAGUGACGUUGCCGAAGAGUAUUUCCGUCAGAUCUAGUGGUUUUGUGAAGGUGAAUCAAGCGGUUUCUGGUAAUGUGAGUAACAAUGGAGGCGGUCGCGGUAGUGCUAGCGGUAACUCAACUCGGUCUCGUGUAGCGAGUCACCUCGAUCAACUCGUUUCUGGAUCGAGUGUGCAGAUGCAGCAGAGGGUGUACGUGCCAGGAGGAGGGAAAAAGAGAUCGGAGGAGGAAAUUGCCGCUGGAAUGGAGUUGGAGGUGUUUAAUCAAGGGAUGUGGAAGACAGAGCUAUGCAACAAGUGGCAAGAGACAGGCACGUGUCCUUAUGGUAACCAUUGUCAGUUCGCUCAUGGCAUUGGCGAGCUACGUCCAGUUAUCAGGCACCCAAGGUACAAGACUCAAGCUUGCCGUAUGGUUCUUGCUGGCGGGGUUUGCCCUUAUGGACACAGAUGCCACUUUCGCCACUCCCUCACUGACCAAGACAGGUUACUGCUGGGUCCUCGUUGAUCAUCUAAAAAUAAAUGCAUGGAUUAUAGUCUGGGCUUUUGAAUAUUUGAUUGGUUGAAGAAGAGGGAGGUGUAAAGAUUAAGCAAUUAAUGGGGUUAUGUAUAUAAACCUAAUCAUCAGUACUCAUAUUAUUCAUGCAUCAUAUAAUAGUGGUAAUAAUAAGAAGUAAUAAAACAAUAUAUGAUAAUAAGAUGUUGGAAAACAUAGGUAU
This is a messenger RNA of Populus euphratica (Euphrates poplar), 1814 nucleotides long. Its product is annotated as zinc finger CCCH domain-containing protein 14-like. Bases 572 to 1603 code for a protein of 343 amino acids. The transcript is spliced from 2 exons. Lineage: Eukaryota; Viridiplantae; Streptophyta; Magnoliopsida; Malpighiales; Salicaceae. The record is from RefSeq and is a predicted model, not a curated record. Gene Ontology annotation, molecular function: metal ion binding; mRNA binding.